This is a messenger RNA of Somion occarium, 1539 nucleotides long. The record is from the annotation of a GenBank genome assembly. NCBI's taxonomy places the organism in Eukaryota, Fungi, Basidiomycota, Agaricomycetes, Polyporales, Cerrenaceae.
ACCGUCAACCACGGACACCAUGAUCAUGUCCUCGAGCUCGUGGUAAGCCACGGCGACUCCGGCUUAAUUUCUGUGCCCAAAUUUGACGUUCACCAUGAGCCAUGGCCCAUAUAUGUCCCUACCAUCUGCGCAGCCUGCCAUGUUCUCUUCUACAUGUUCAUCAUCUAGAAGCAUUCACCGCCCCAGCGUCUCGUUUUGACAGGGACUCGAAGGGUCCUGCCGAUUAUGUGUAUAUUUGCUUGAUGCGUGCGUGCCUCGAUGUCUGCACUAACCCUCCUGCUCUUCCUUGUCUCUCGCCUCCAUGUCGACGAUGCAGAGAGUCUCUGUCCUUUCCGGUCUGGUCUUCGCACUCGCCUCUUUCAUUCCAGGCGCUUUCGCUCAGGGAACCAAUGCGACAUGUGAGACUGGAUUCGAUUGGAUGGUCAACUCUCGGGGGCAGAGUCCAUGCUUGGUAGCAGCAUAUCUUAACACUCCAUGUAUCCGCGAUCCGUCUGACGCAUAUGUUUUCGCAUUGCCUCCAGGUUUCCAUUAUCGACCCCCGAUACCUUCAACGGCUACAGAAUGCCAAUGUAGUUCUGUAUUUUAUUCCGUGUUGCAAGCUUGCGCCAUUUGUCAAGGCGAUCCAAGCGUCCCUUGGUCUACAUGGAACAUGAACUGCACCUCUGCAGUUUACCAGAGCGUUUAUCCCCAUGACAUUCCUGUCGGCACGUCUAUUCCGGCAUGGGCGUACCUUGAUGUUAGCCUGCCAGACAAUUUCAACUUGACAGGUGCCCAAGCCCUCGCCGACACCCAUCCGCCCGAAUCCACAGCUGUAGGCGCUCCAACCUCCGUUGUCAGCGUAUCCCCCACUGCUUCCGGUUCCGCUAGUGGAUCCGGUGCCCCCAAUGUAACACCUAGCGUUGGCUCCUCUAAUGGAAGCGCUUCAACGAGCGGCGGAGGAACGAACGUAGGUGCUAUCGUAGGUGGUGUAAUUGGAGGUGUGAUCGGUCUUGCUCUCAUUGUCGGUGCUGUCUGGUGGUUCAUGCGUCGAAGACGGCAUACGAAAGCCCAUGCGCCUGCUUCCUCUCAAUUCGACAUCAGUGGUCAACAGCCGAUUACACCAUUCAAUGAGAAGCAGCAGCAGCCUUUGCUCAGCAGCCCUGUUCCUCAAAUGGGUAUGAGUCCUCCACCGUUUGCUCCUCAGCCGGUACCCACGCCUCCGCCUACUGCCGGAAAGAUCUACAACCCUAAUGACCCUUCCACCUUCCCUGGUGCUUCGCCGGAGACUUCAUUGAGUCCCACUGCUUACAGCCAACCGGCAUACGGUUACCCUCAGAACGUGGCAAACGUAGGUUAUACUCAGGCACCUGGACGAUACAGUGGGGUCCCAGAGUUGUAGGAAUAUCUCCGGAGAGGGAUGUGUGGUGAUAUCAAGGAACGAAGUAAUAUUGAUGUGUUUGGUGACGUACUUGGAUAUUGCAUCUUGGUUUUGAACUACUUUAGUUUACCGUUUGCUACACUUCUGGCACUACACCUACUAUGACAUCGGCUUCGAGUGUU